CUUGCAAGAUGGCGGUGCGGUGGGGCGCAGGCGAGGACACUUUAACGGCGUGCCAUAUGGAUUUUUUCCAUUUGAAUACACUCGGAGAGGCCGCUGAAUUGUGCUCUGGAGAAACACCGGAGUUUCUUCAAAGCUACUUGGACCCCUCUAUCCUUUCCAUCUUUGAUGACACCCCGUCCAUGGAGACAAAAGGACAAGACCAGGACAUUGAAGCCACGCUGUUAACCGCUCUGGCGGACAUCAUCGACAAUAUGGAUGAUGAGAACCCGUCCCCGUUUGACAUGCUGCCUGAGUCAGACCUGCUGUCGGGUCAGGGCAGAGAACACUCGCCGCUCAGGAGAUUGGUCUGUCUGCCACGGUCCCCUCCAGAGAAAGACUCCUCCUUAUGUUUAAGACCACUAUUGCCUGGAAAGAACCUCCCCAUGAUGACAACAGACUCCCUGCAGAGAAGUUACGGAGAUGAACAGGAUGCUGGCUUUCUCACUCUGAGCCCACUGAGGCCCAGUUUACCUUCUGACUGCACUUCACCAGAUUGGGAAUGUCUGGCCAUCCCGGUUCCUGUCACCGUUGAGCAGGAGAGUGCCGACGGUCUUUCUGUCAGCCUGGGCGACUUGGUGAAACACAUGCAUCCAUACUGCAUGACCAUUAGCAUGGAGGAUGAUAAGGGCAUGCAGAUGUUGCCCGAAGGAGGAAUCUUACUUGAAGUGGUGGAUCAGUGUAAAAAUGGAGAGCCAAUCCUGGCCAUCCAAGACCUCCCAUUUCCUCUACCAAUUGAAGAGUAUACAGAGAAUAAGCCAAGGGCAGGUGAUGAGGACGAUGUAGCUUCUGAGAGCUCAGAGCAUAUUGUUGUUGUUGUUGAUGAUGAUGACGACGAUGAAGCCUUCUGUCAAGUUCCGGUGAAAAUUCCAGGCUUAUGUUCUGAUGGGAAAGAUAGCAUUAUGAUUAACAAGGAGAAGGAAGACACCCGAGCAAGAAGCCCUUCUCGUAGGAAAAGGAAAAAGAAAUGCAAGAAAUAUUGCCCACCUGUUGAGGGUCGGGUCCUCAGGAGUGCUUCAAUAAUACAUAAAAAACAAGAAUUACCCCCAGAGUUGAAAAACAGGCAACUCAAGGAACAGAAGAAAAACAAAAUGCCAAAGGAUCCAGCUGGUCCUGAAGAUCCCUUUCUAAAACUUAAGGUAAUAACUUUACGCCAAAGUGAAUCCCAAGCAGAAAUGAUUACUUUGAUUCCUGAAUCUAGUGUGAAAGCUGUUACGUUUGUGCCACCACAGGCCACAGGACAGUUAAAAGCUGCUGUUCCUGAAAGUCCAGCCCCAGCACUCUCCUCCCAACAGCCAGAUAAAAUGUCCAAACGGCUGUCCCAAGCUCCUGAUGAGAUCUCCACCCAACCAUCUUUAGUGUCUUUCAGCAACCCAGCAGCUGCUCUUAACACCACAGCGACUGUAGAGGGACCCCUUCCACUGGUGGCUCCUGCAGCUCCAGAGCCAAAGCCCAAGUCCCUCAGUCUGGCAGAGUACAGACAACUUCGGCUGCAGAAGAAGCCUGUUGCGGUUCAAAACCAAGGCGACAACAGCACCAAGUGGCCAAGCCUUCCAGAGCUGCCCAAAGAAUUGCCCCCUAUCCUCUGUUUGCUUCAUCCCAGCCCCAGGGAUACUCGGUGGCCCACCUCCCAGGCUGCAAAGCAGGUGGUGGAGGUCAAACCCACCUGGCAACCCCGGGGACCCUGUGCCCCGCCCACGCCUGAGGCGCUGUUAGUGCCACCCGCCUAUAUGGUCGCCUCAACCAACAAGACUGCUAAUGCUGUCCCUACACAGUCAAAAGUGUCAAAAGAAGUAUCGAGUCCAAAGCCAAAUGUGCCCCAAAAACCUUCAGCUGGUACACCUGAUUCUGUCAACACUCUCGUCUCUGAAUGCCAGCCAGUGCACCAACCAACAGACAAGUGUCCUAAACUGUCAGAAGACAAGACUGAAGUCACUGAGAGGCUUCCACAGUUUGUCAAAACCACUACACAGACAAUCCAAUGCAACUCUGCUGCUGUUGUUCCUAUUCCCAGUCCCCUGCAGAAGACCCCAGUUUGCCAGAAUGUGCCCAAGGUCAUUCCUCACUCCACUCCUUCCGCAAACAAUUGCAGUAAACCUGCAAAGGCCCCGACAAUGAAUCCCAAAGCCUCUUCUACUCCAUCCAUUAAUCCAUUGGCUUCCUCAAGUCUUAAAUCAAAACUAGUUGUGCUUAAACCAAAACCUCGAGUCGCAUCCACGGAGCCAAAGGCAAAGAGUCCCACACAGGAGCUGAUUGAGUCCUUCACCGCUGAGAUGGGUAUUGAGGCAGCUGAUCUGACGAGCCUGUUGGAGCAGUUUGAGGAAACACAAGCCAAAGAGCAACAAAGUAUACUGGAGGUCUGUGGUAGAGCAACAGCUGUAGGAAACUCUAGUGCCGAAUUUGCACAUGAGAGAACUGUUGUGGAGCGUGUCAGAGCCAAUGAUCUCUCAAGCCCUGCAGCUUUGACUCCUCCAGCCACUCCUCCGCAACAGAUGUGGAAACCUCUGGCCCCUGUUGCCCUUCUUGGAAAGGCCAAGGCCUCAGAGUCCUCCAAAUUGAACCCAUCUAAGGCUAUUCAGAUAGAGGCCCGUCCUCUGACCUCAGCCAGAUUCCGUACCAAACCCACUGAAGCUGCCGCCUCUGUGCCUUACGAUGUCGUGUGCAUGGAUCAUGAUUACUGCCUCCCCAGCAGACAUGCUUCUACUGGAGAAGCAGGCAAGCGCUGGAAUGUCAAACAGCAGAUCUCAAUUAAAGCCAUCAAGCACCCUAUUGCAACCACUACAGUGCCCCCGUGUGUCCAGGAGACCACCUGCCAGUUGAACCCCAACACACAAACAUCUUUAGCACCUCCAGUGACAUUGAAUGAUGACAUUGAUAGGAUAGAGAGGUCCUCUGUUCUUGAGACUCCAGAAGCUUCUCCAGCGCGGCAGGAGAGCGAAUCGACUGAAAGCAGUCUUAGGAAGAGGACUUUUGAGAGGUCCUAUCGUUGGCAUGCUGCCUCUCGCAGUCCCAGCCCCAAACAGAGGGGGCGAAAACGAAGAUCCCAACGUUCCCCCUCGGAGUCCAGCAGCUUUGAGUCUGAUUCCCACUCCUCUCGAUCUCGGUCGAGAUCCCACUUGCCAUCCAAGAAAAGGUUUCGUCAUCGCCGCUCUCGCAGCAGAUCCAGCUGUUCAUCUCGUUCCUCUUCACGGUCCUCUGUAUCCCGCUCUCCUCCCAGGAGGAGAAAAUACUCAUAUUCCUCCUCUCACUCUGGUUCUUGGAGUCGCUCUCGAUCGCGGUCUCGUUCUCCCCAAAGACGAACGUCAUGCAGGAGAACCAGAACUCUUUGCAGUCCUUCAUAUCAGAGUACAUAUGGGUAUGCUGCUGAGGAUGUGAAGUCUCGCAAAGACAAAGCCAUAGAGGAGAGACGGGUUGUUUACAUUGGUCGAAUUCGAGGCACAAUGACACAAAGGGAGCUCAGAGAUCGUUUCUCCUACUUUGGUGAAGUAGAGGAUUGUACUCUGCACUUUAGGGAACACGGGGACAACUAUGGGUUUGUGACUUACUACGACACCAAGGAUGCUUUCACCGCCAUUGAAAAUGGGAACAAACUGCGCAAGCCUGACGAGCUGCCAUUUGAUCUGUGCUUUGGUGGAAGGAGGCAGUUCUGCAAAACCACCUAUGCUGACCUAGAUUCUAACAGAGACUAUGACCCACCAGCUUCAAAAGGCAAGAUGAAGACACUAGACUUUGACACUUUACUGAAGCAGGCCCAGCGAAGUUUGAAGAGGUAACAGGAGGCCUGGCGCAGGAAGCACCAAACUUACCUCAAGAGCAAAACUUGUCUUUUCAGUUUGUUGUGGAAUUUGUUUACAUUUAUUUUGUUUGGGAAAGUCUAAUACCUUCUAUCGAAGUGGAAAUUUAUAGUUAAAUGAGUAAAACACAUUAAAAAAUGUAAUGACAAUUUUGUAAUAUUUAACUGUAAAAACAAAAUGAAAUGUAUGACGAGAAUCACUUUUAAGGGUGAAAACAAAAGUGGCAUCCUUAAAUGUUGCGAGAGGAUGUGAUACAUUCAAAUGUUCUGCAAACAUCAAUUAAA
Phycodurus eques (leafy seadragon) is the source of this 4114-nucleotide messenger RNA. RefSeq names its product PPARG related coactivator 1 (gene pprc1). NCBI's taxonomy places the organism in Eukaryota, Metazoa, Chordata, Actinopteri, Syngnathiformes, Syngnathidae. Gene Ontology annotation, cellular component: nucleus. The record is from RefSeq and is a predicted model, not a curated record. Gene Ontology annotation, biological process: positive regulation of transcription by RNA polymerase II. The transcript is spliced from 14 exons. The coding region runs from base 9 to 3809 and encodes 1266 amino acids. Gene Ontology annotation, molecular function: RNA binding; transcription factor binding.